ACCAGAGUUCACGUGAUGAUGGUUUACAGUCCUUGACGAGAUCACCGAGGUAAAGUUGUCCUUUACUUUUGUAAAAUAUUUUCUUUAUAUUGAUCAUUUGGGUGCGUCUUCUCUAAUGCCUUACGUGUACUUUGUCCACAAGGGCCCUCGAGACCUCCUUCGUGGCCGUGACGAGGGCCGGCCGGCCGCACUCCCGGGCCGGAUAGACCCAGGCGACAAGGGCCCUCCCGCUCGCUUUAUAACCGCUCCCGCGCACGGCCCCGCGUGCCCCCCACCCACCCCCACAGGCUGUUACAGCCAAGACUACAACCACGCGCUCCUCCGCGACAACCCCAUCAACUAACGCCAUGCGCGGGGCAGUGCUGCUCUUCCUCCUACUCGGCCUGCUGGCUGCCAGCGAGGCACGCAAGAAGAGGUCCAAGGGAGAUGGGUUUGGGGAACACAUCGACUGGGUGCCCACUCUGGAGACUGCUCUGGAGAAAGCCAAGGCCAGUGGAAAGCCGAUCAUGCUCGUUCUGCACAAGGAUUGGUGUCCCCGCUGCCAGGAUUUGAAGCCUCAAAUUUCCGGGAGCACGAAGAUUUAUCGAAUGAGCGGGGACUUUGUGAUGGUUCAGACAGAGGAGGACCCCCAAGGAGACCAAUUUGCGCUGGAUGGACACUACGCCCCGCGCAUCCUGUUUCUCCAUCCAAAUGGGCAGGUGAUGAAAGAGGUCUACAACAAGAGUGCUCAUCAGUACAAGUAUUACUACUCUCUGAGCAAACAAAUUGAGGAAUCCAUGGACAAGGCGAAGGAGUUGGCCUACCGUGAGCUGUAGUGACUACACCACAACCAACACCAACACCACCAUCAUCAUCAUCAUCGGACCACCAUCGUCUCCACGUGAUACCACCGUGACAGCUGCCCUGCUGCCUACGUUGUUGCGAAGACAUCACCAGAAUCGCCGCACGUCUCUCUGUCUCAAUACGUUCACACUUCAAGCAGGCCACACUAACCCAACGAACACGCUGAACAACGUUGGGUCAACGUUAUUUGGCACGUAGUCAAAACCAGUUGUUGUGCCCAGCGAUUGCGCUCAAUGUUGGCCAGGUUUACUGGGGUAAAGCUCUGCUUGCCUACCUACACACGUGUGUGUGUGUGCUGAGCCGUGCAGAGGAUUUGUAAAUAAAGAAAACCGUCAUGGUAACGUGGAAUUUCGACGGCGCACCUCCUCCUCACUCGCGUCGUUACACCAAGAAGCGCCGUUCAAAGUGGUUCCACAUCGCGAUCGAUAAUCGGGGCGACAACGGCCACAAUAUCAUAGACCAUUCACUGUACAAAGGAACGUGCAAAUAAAAAAUAUACAACCAAACUGCAAUCUCCGUCGUUCGUCUGUCUCCUGGUACACCAGUGGUCCUUGAACUUUACUGCAGCCUGCACCCUUUUGGUUCUCGAUCGUAAAAAAAAUGCAUUAUGUUAAUAAAUACGCAGGAGUUUUGAUGAAACAAAGUAAGUUGUAACGUACGUGCCCGUGCUGAAUUUGUUUUCGAUUCUAAACAAAAUCUUGUCGUGUCUCGCAUCCCCAGAAAGAGCAUCUCGUGUCCCCAGGGGGUGCGUACACCCCAGGUUAAGAACCACUUGCCUUAUAUAAUGCACACACAUGACGAGUAUGAUGAUAAUAAUACUGUAAUGGUGAAGUCUUCUAUCGUACGGCUGAUAUAAAUGCAGAGCAACGACUACAGUUUCACAUUUAGGUGGGUCAAGCCAGAGAACCGCGUCAGGAGUAGCGGAGUGUAUCAUCGC
Molecule: messenger RNA, 1780 nt
Organism: Petromyzon marinus (sea lamprey)
Lineage: Eukaryota; Metazoa; Chordata; Hyperoartia; Petromyzontiformes; Petromyzontidae
Product: thioredoxin domain-containing protein 12-like
Cellular component (GO): endoplasmic reticulum
Source: RefSeq, a predicted model, not a curated record